AACAACAGGCUGGCUCUGAAACCCGAAGAUAGGUUACUUGGGCUGUUACAGCUUUGGAUAGGUUGCGGCUGCGCAGUUAGGUCGCUUCCACCCAGAAUAUCUUUUCGCGCUUUUUUCCUUAUUUUUGAGUUGGGGGCUUUUAUUUUACCUUUUUUGAUAGCUGCCCAGGAGGAAGUCAAGCCUGUAAUUCCAGGAACUACACCGAACGUCAAGAUGAUUUGGUUUUGGUGCAACAGAGUACAGCAAGUUCAAUAUACCUUGGGAUUAUUGUUCAAAAAAAGUUGUUCCUCUACAAAAACCCUGCCAGUGCUGACCCUGUUCACAAAGGAUCUGUGUCCUCUUUGUGAUGAAGCAAAAGAAGUCCUCAAGCCAUUAAAAGAUAGGUUUAUUUUGCAAGAGGUGGAUAUUACCCUUCCAGAGAAUUCGGCAUGGUAUGAUAGAUACAAGUUUGACAUACCUGUCUUUCAUUUGAAUGGUCAGUUCUUGAUGAUGCAUCGAGUAAAUUUCUCAAAACUUGAAAAACAGCUCAGGAAACUUGAACAGCAAACUUAACUGAGGUUGACUCAUAUCAAGUUGGUUUUCCCACACUAUGAAUAUAUAAAAGUCUUCAAGAAUGUGAGCAGGAUUACUUUCUAAGAGUAAAAUGAUUAGGCUUGGUCCUAAAGAAGAGACAAUAUAAUUCUAAUUGCUUUGUAAAAAAAAUACAAAAGUUUUAAUAUUAUACUUAAAUGUAAACUUUUUUGAUAUAUUGUUUAGUUGUGUGCAACUAUUUUUUUCUUUCAUACUUUUUUGUAAGAGAUGGCUUUCUGGGAUUGGGUGGAGGAGGCAUAUAAUGGGAAGUAUAGUUCACAUAAAAAUAUAUUUUAAAAUAUAUUUAAGCUUAGAGUCCACACAGUGAUACAGAAGGGAUCGUAAAAUUAGACAGAAGUACUAAUCUCUAAAAGAGUACAAAGAUUUCUUACCAAACAUUACAAUAAAAAGGAAAGUAAACCAAUGCCAGAUGAAGUGUAGAGUUCUGUGAAAUCAAGACAAUGGAACAAUAAAAAGUUGCAGAAUGGUUCAAAAAAGAAACAAAAUCCAUAAGAAAAAAAAUUAGGAAGAGGGGGAAAAAGUCAGAAUUAGCUUUCAAAACAGAAAUAAUUAACCUACUGGUAAAAAAUUAAGUCAAUGAUGGCAAGCAAAUCUAUCCAAGCCAAAAACAAAAACAUGGCCUAAAACCUAAAUUUAAAUUCUUACAGUUAAACAAAAUGGACAUGGAUGUAAUGAGAUAUUACUGCACAAGAAAUGAUGGCUAGAUGAUGGCUCAAUAGAUGGAGUGCUGAGCCUGGAGUCAGGUAAACUAAUUAAAAUCUAGCCUCAGACACUUCCCAGUUAUGUGACCUCAGAUAAGUCUUUUAACUUCUAUUUUGCCUCAGUCUAUUGGAGAAGAAAAUGGCAAACCACUCUAGUAUCUUUGCCAAGAAAAAAGCCAUGUAAAGUAUGGCCCACAAAGUCGCAAAGAAUCAGGCACAACUGAAUGAUAGAACAACACCCCCAAGAAGCCAUGUAUAAAUACAGAGAAGCAAGUGAAAACUGACACAAAGAAUACAAACUGAUGCAAAUAAUCAAACCCAUAAAAUACAUAAUAGAAAGAACAAUGGAGUGAAUAACUUGGCUGAUGUGUUAAUUAUUUUAGUUAAACAUUGUUUCUUCAUGAUAAAUAAGAUUCUUCUAGAAGGAAAGGAUAAGACUAGGAAACACAGAAUAUAAAAACAAAAGAUAAAAUCAGAUUUCAUUGUGAUUUGUUAAUUUAGAAGUUCCCUCCAAUGGUCACAAUUAAUCUCUGCUUUCCCAUUCUAUGAAACUCUUAAAUAAUCUUGUAAAAGUUCAUUACAGGAAGUCUUUUCUUGAAUUCUCCCCAAACCGAGAGAGUUCUAGUAAUCUGAGUGUCCACCUAUCAUUCCUUGAUCUUACUAUAUGACUAGUUGACCAUCUCUUCUUGUCAUAUGUCAAGAUGAUACACUUCUACUCCUGUACUUUUUUGGCAAUUGGUGAUCCUCAUUGACUGUGUUGCAAUCUGCCCACAACCACUACGUAGUGCCUUUCCACUGCUCUCCAUGUGAUAUUUAAUUUUUAGUUCUUUAGAGACAGUGAUAGUCUAUGUCUGCCUGUCACAUAGCAACUCUACUAAGAUGUUGGCACUGAAAAUCUUUUUUUGCCUUUGCUUUCAUGAAAAUUUUGAGCCCACUAAAAUAUAGUUUCUCCAAAGUAAUGCAGUCUACUCUCCUUCCUGGGUCCAGUUCAGUUUGUCCCAGUUGUAUAUAAACUGUUAAGAUAAGAUAGUCAUGUUGUUGAAAUUUGGGAUAAACAUGUUCUUCAUCCAUUUGGAUUUUCCCUAUGUGGAUGAGACACCACAGAUACAGAGCCUAAAUUCCCCUGCAAAAAAACUCUGAUAUAGUGCCUCAAAAUAAAUUCUGGAGCAGUAUACCCACGAAAAGAUGGGGUAGGCGCACGACAUCAGUGGCUGUGUCUCUAGUUAUGUGAAUCCAUCUUCUGCCAUUUUUCCAUUGUUCAAUUAGGUGGAGAUGACACUUUUGGAAGAACAUCUCAAUGGCUGGCCAACUGUCACUUGACUGGUGAAUUUGAGAAGUAUGCAGCCACCUUGGGUGUUGAGGUCCAUCCCCUUGUGAUGAUAGAAACCACUCCCUAAGUAUGUCCUGCACAGCACCCCAUUUUUAUGUGUGUACAUUACAGGAUUUACAGGCAUGGAGGAUAAAAGGUGUGGGGCAGAGCUCUCUUUGACUUUCUCUCCAGAGGUUGAUGCUGGAGGGCUUUUUCAGGCUAAGUGAACUUGGGAUUUUGGCUUGGGUAUUUUUCUAGAUAGGUGAGAUUUUUCUGUCCCCUUCCUUCUGUGAAUCUUAAAAUUUCUCAGACUCUACCUUAGAACAUUUGGUUAAGGCUAUUCCCCAUUUAAACAAUGGAGGUACUUGAUCAGGAAUGUAGUGGGAACUUUAAAAUUACUCCACCCAUACUUAGGCAUACCUUAGGGGAAGAUAAAGUUGUAAAACUUCUUACUGAACAAUGAAAAGUAAGGCAAAAACCCUUAAGCUAGGUCUAUUUUUAGAUCUAAUACAAAAGGGUGCUAAGUACCUAUGAAGGUCAAAUUAAUCACUAAAAGGUCAGGCAACUUGUAAGGGACAACCUUAGCAAAGAGGUGUGAAAUACCAGGAAAUUUUAGUCUAUCCAGAGAAGGUGAUAACAAGAUGUGAAUUAAGAAGGUGAUAACAAGAUGUGAAUUAAGAAUGGUCAGUCUUUUGGAAAACGUCUACUGUGAUUGGUAGAUGUGAAAAUUUAGGAGAGGUGACAUAGAAAAUUCUCUUAAAAGGAGGUCAGGAGCUGAGAGCUGGGGUCUCUCUCGAGCUCUCUGGGUCUCUCGGGGCUCUCUCGUUGGCUCUCAGUGGCUGAACUUAGUUGAGCUCAGAAGCUGAACUGGAGGCUGUCUCUGAACACUAGAGUUUUGUUUGGGACAAUCUUGUGGUGAGUGAUUAAAGACUAACUUAGUUUUCUCUCUUAAAAGAAAAGGCCUAGGCCAUUGGCCUAGGCCCCAGCCUUCCUAUUAUUUCCUCUUACUCUGUCUCUCUCCCUUUAUUUAAUUCCUUCAUUUGUAUUAAUUAAAAUCUCCAUAAAACCCAGCUGACUUGGGUAUUUCAUAUUUGGGAAUUUUUCCCAUGGCGACCACUUAUUUUUGAUUUAACUCAAGACACAGUCUUGAAACCAUAUUUUCACGGUCACAGUUUAUGGCAACCACUCUUUUGUCUGUAACACUUCAUUUCCUUUUUUCAUAUGUAUCCAUUUUUACUAAAAUUACAUUGUUAAGAGCUACUAACAGACCCCUGACUUGAGUAAAUUUUAUAAUGACGACCACAAUAUUUUAUUAAUAUCACAUGUAAUUUCACUUUUUGUUCAUUACACCCUUGUGUUCCAUACUAACAGAGGUCCUGUUAAAUUCAAGGUAUAGGAUAUAGCUGGCCAAGAGAAAUUUGGUGGUCUGAGAGAUGAUUAUUAAAUCCAAGAUCAAUGUGCCAUUAUAAUGUUUGGUGUAACAUCAAGAGUUACUUACAAGAAUGUACCUAACUGGCAUAGAGAUCUGGUAGGAGUAUGUGAAAACAUCUCUAUAGUGUUGUGUGGCAACAGACUGGACAUUAAGGACAGAAAAGUCAAGGCAAAAAUCUUCCAUAGGAAGAAGAAUCUACAGUACUAGGACAUUUCAGCCAAAAGUAACUACAACUUUGAGAAGCCCUGCCUUUGGCUUGCUAGAAAACUUGCUUGAGAGGGGGCAGCUGGGUAGCUCAGUGGAUUGAGAACCAGUCCUAGGGACGGGAGGUCCUAGGUUCAAAUCUGGCUUCAGCCACUUCCCAGCUGUGUGACCCUGGGCAAGUCACUUGACCCCCAUUGCCUAGCCCUUACCACUCUUCUGCCUUGGAGCCAAUACACAGUAUUGACUCCAAGACGGAAGGUAAGGGUUUAAAAAAAAAAAAAGAAAAGAAAACUUGCUUGAGACCCUAAUUUGGAGUUUGUUGCCAUGCCUGCUCUUACACCUCCAGAGGAUGUCAUGCAUGGACCCAGCACUGGCAGCACAGUAGGAGCAGGACUUACAGAUUACUCAGACAACUGAGCUCCCUGAUGAUGACCUGUAAGGGAAUGAAGAUAGAGCCCAGCUUCAGAGGUCUAGUUUUAUAGGCAACUGUCCUGUGACAUCAGUGGUACAGCGUAUUUGCCACUUUAUUAUAUAGCAGAGCAGAACAUGUGCUUAAUAUUUGGGAUGCUGAAGUAAUUGAAUGGGCUCUGGAGUGAAUGUGGUAGAUUUAAAAAAUAUAAUGCAUAUUUUGAACCUGCAUAUUUAGCUGUUUGGGAAUGCAAUUACAUCCCCAAGAGCUUCAAAUAUAAAGACUGCUGCAGUCCCCUCACAUAAUUCAGUGGUGAAUCUUUUUGUUACUGUCAUUCCUGUUCCUAUUUUUCAUUUAGAUCAUAAUAAAGUUGUAUUUCAAUUAUCUUUUUAAAAAAGAUGGGGUAAAUAAUUUUUUUUUGCCCCAAACAACUUUGAACUCUCAGAAUUAUUAGAACAACUAUUGCACUGGGAUGGAAGUGGAGUGCAAACAAGGCAGACCCCACUUCAGCAACAGGCCUUGGGGGCAGCUGAAUCAGUAACAAAGGCUUCAGGAGUUCUCAGGGGUCAAACAACUGCUCAGAAAGAGGUCAUUGCAUUGCCCAUACACAGAUUUAAGUUGUAGUUUUGGGGUAAGGUCCCAGAAUGAAGAGUAACACACUAGCACUUAUGGCCACAAAGGAACCUGGUCACGGUUACAAGGUGGAAAAGAGUGCUUGUGGUUACUCACAGACCAGAGCAUAGCCUGAGAGAGUAUUAAGUACAUCUCUCCUUAAAUCAGACCACCUUGGAAGAACUGAAAACUUGUAGAUCCCCAGAGCUAGCUCUGAAGGUACCUGCACAAAGAAUUUGAAGCUUGGAACAGGGCUUCCUACUCCCACCCCUACAGAGCCCAACAUUCAUAGGCUUUUUUUUUUAAUUAAAAGAAAAGAAAAAAGCUAGAAAAUGAGCAAACAAAAGAAACAAAGUUAUUUUGGUGACAAGAAGAUCAAAAAACAAACUCAGAAGAUCAAGUCAAUACUGUUGCAUCCAAAACCUUCAAGAAAAAUGGCAAUUGGACUCAAGUCCAACAAGAAUAGAAGAGCUCAAAAAGGAUUUUAAAAAUCAGAGAUGGGGGAGAAAAUUGGGAAAAUAAAGGAAAAAUCAUGAAAAAGGAGUCAACAGUGAAAAACAUGAAAAGGUAAACAAGAGAAAUCAAAGCACAUUGAAUAAGGUUAAACUGUUUACCUACAUAGGAAGAUAAUUUUAAUAAUGCUUAAGAACUAUAUUAUUAUUAGUGCAGUUAUGAGUAUACCUAGAAGGCAAGGAUGUGAAUUGAAUAUGGGAUGAUAUAAAAUAAAACUAAGGCAUGAAAAAGAGGAAUGCAGUGGAAGAGAGAUAAAGGGAAAAAAGGGGGUGAAAGAGAUUUUAUAAUAGAGGAGGGAGAUGGAGAGGGGAGCAAGUGAACCUUACUCUCAUCAGAACUGGCUCAAUAAGAGAAGAACAUAGGCAAUCAAUUGGAUAUAGAGAAAACUAUCUCAUCUUAUGGGAAAGUAGGUGGGAAGGAGAGAAGAGAAAGGGUUAGGACUGAUAGAAGAGCAAAUUGAGGGAGGGGAGGUCAGAACAUAAACAGGGUGAAUACAAUGGAAAGUAAUACACAAUAAUCAUAAUGGUGGGGGGCAGCUGGGUGGCUCAGUAAAUUUAGAGACAGAAGGUCCUGGGUUCAAAACUGGCCUCAGACACUUCCUAGUUGUGUGACCUGGGCAAGUCACUUAAUUCAUUGCCUAACUCUUAUCACUCUUCUGCCUUAGAGCCAAUACAACAGUAUUCAUUCUAAGGUGGAAGGUAGGGGUUUAAAAAAAUGGUAUAAAAUUAAAGCUUUGUAUAGUCAUGUAAAAAUAUGCUCUAUAUCUCUAUUAAUUAGAGAAAUGCAAAUUAAAACAACUCUGAGGCAUCACCCCAUAAUUAUCAGAUUGGCUACUAUGAAAGAAAAGGAAAAUAUCAGGCUUGGAAGGAAUGUUGGAAAACAGACACUAAUGCCCUAUUGAGGGAGUUGUGAACUGAUUCAGCCAUUCUGGAAAGCAAUUUGGACCUGUGACCAGACUAUAAAGUAAUACAUAUAGCCUGUGGCUCAAAUACCAUGUAAACUUAUACCCCCAAGAGAUAAAAAACAGAAAGAGGAAAGACCUAUAUGUAAAAAAAUAUUUAAAGCAUCUCUUUAGUUGGGGAAAAGAAUUUGAAAGAGUUUCAUCAAUUGGGAAAUAGCUCAGUAAGUUAUAGUAUAUGAUUGUAAUGAAAUACUAUCCAUGUAGUAAGAAAUGAUAAGAGGAACUUGGAAAGAGUUACACCAACUGAAACAGAAUGAAAUAAGACAACCAAGAGAACAUUGUAUGCAAUGAUAGGAAUACUGUAUAAUCUAAACUAUGAAUAAAUUAGCUAUUCUCAGCAAUACAGUAAUCCAAACAAAUCCCAAAGAACGUCUGGGAAAAAAAAAUGACGAUCUACUUCCAGGGAAGAACUAAUGGAGUCUCUAAAUCCAACCAGAGCAACUUUCUUCACUCUGUUAGUUUUUUUUUUUUUAAUUCAAGUUUCCCUCCACAAAAGGAUUACUAUGGAAAAAUGUUCUACAUGGUUUUACAUGUAAAAUCUACAUUACCCUUUUUUUUAUCAUCUGGGGAGAGGGAGAAGAAGGGAGAGCAUUUAAGACUUAAUUCUUUUAAAACUAGAAAAUGCUGUGGGAAGCAGACCUUUUUAUAGGUUCAGAAUUCCCAACAUGGUGUACAAAAACUCUACCUGACACUGCAAGAGCCAAUGGCAGCUCAAGACAAAAUUGGAUCUUUAAUCACCUGGUGCUAAUUGACUAAAUUCAAAAUCUGACCCCAAAGAGAGGAGAGGAGAGGAGAGGAGAGGAAGCUCUAUUGGACUUUCUGUGGUCCCAGCCUCACAUGUGCACCCCUCGACCCUAGUAAGCAAUAAUGCAAGUUGAAGAUAGUGUCCCCAUCCUUUUAGACUAUUUCUUUCCCUACUCCUUGCAACUUAAACAUAUAACAAUUACUAUAGGGUUACAAAUAGAAAAACUAGACAUUAAUUCCCCACCACAAUGUGUGUGGUUUGGGAAUAAGGGGGUAUGACAAAUAGUAGGGAUGCUAUAAGAUGAAAUUUUUUUUUAAUGGUUGUAUUUGUGUGUUGACUUCUGUAAGGAGGUUUAUUCCAUCAUUCACUUUCUUUUUAUAACUUGGAAAAAUUUUAAAAUGUCUCAACUGAGAUGUACUUGGUACAACUAUAUACAUUUAUGUGAAAACUAAAUAAAUACAACGUUGUAUGUAUGAACUGAUGGCAAAGAGAAAUGGGUAGGACUAGAAGAACAUGUAUGUACAGGAUGACCACAGUAAUAAUGUAAAGGAAACACAGUGCUGAACACCAUCAAGAUCCAAUAAACUCAGUGACCAGAUAAUGACUUUGGAAGGCUGGUAAUGAAGCAUGAGUCCUAACUCUUGGGGAAAAGUAAUGGACAGGUACAGAAGGUACAGAAUGAUGUGUUGGUUUCUUUUGCUUGAUUAUACAGCUGUUGUGGGCAGAUCAGUAGUUAGUGACAGAUGAAAAAAAAAAAGAGCAUUGUAGGAUUCCAGGCAUAUACAUCUGGAAAAUAUGGUUGAUGUAUUGAUAUUAUAUUAUACUUGGUCAGAGCAGUUAAUGAGACAGCUCAAAGGCUAGAAGAAUCUCUGGGCCUUAGCUCUAACCUGGUCAAACAGCAUUCCUUUGAAAGGUGCAUGGUUAGACCUCUGGAGGGCAGUGAAAGUUGGGCUUCACCUUGCUUCCUUUGUUCUCGGCAAACUCAUUAAUAUUCUGGCACAAAGCCCAAGCUCCUUUGAAUUUUGUAGGCUAGAGGCCUAGAAGGUGUUGUCAUUAGCAUCUCAAACCAAUGUGAAUCCACUAUGGGUUGUUACAUAUGUAUUACAUACCUCUUACCCCCCACCCCCCCUCUCUUUGGUAACCUCUUGCUCUCCACCUGUUCUCAUGAAACCUCUGCUCUAAGACUCCUCUGUAACUCUGAUCUCUAUCCUCAAGCUUAAGCACUUUUCCUCUUGUGCUCAUAUCUUCCUUCAUCUUAUUUUCAAAGGAAGAUAUUACAGGGGCAAGCACUGCUCCUUAGAUUAAUUAACUUGUGUUUGAGUCUUCAUUUAUCACCCUUCCUCCAGGCUUCUUUCUCCUUCUCAGACCCUAAACCCACUUACCCAGAAAUCUUUAUGUUGUAACCACUGGCCAGUCCACAACAAGCAUCAUAGAAGAAAAAGUAGCAGAGACUACAGAUAGUGAUCCUGUUGCUUCCUUGUUUAGUUUAAUAUAAAAUUUUUAAAACUAUAAUAGAGCCUAGAGCCUUUUGAGCGGUUGAUUGAAAAUAGAUCUUCUUGGCCCUGUUCCUGUCUUCUUCCAAAACUUCUAAACCAUGCUGAUUUGUCCUGGAAACUUCUCAAGACUACUGAGCCUGGUUUGGAACAUCCAACCACUCUUGAUUUCUUUUAAACCUGGAAUAUCCUUUUGUAAGACUGUCCCCCUUGGCCUUUUAAUGAGUUCUCCACACUAGGUACUUUCCUUCUGUCCCUCUCCUUCUUCCCCAAAGCAUAUUCAGAACAAAUUUUAGAAGUUCAAGGUGUAGCUAAAACCAGCAGAAUGAUUUUUUUUUUCUGUGAAAUUAGCCUCAUUUUAUGGUCACAGCAGUGUGCUUCCCAAAAGUAGCAAGGAAACUUACUGCUCUAAGAGGGAGUAUAAACUGAAAAUGUAAACCACAAAAAAGGCCUAGAUUCAUGGAAGACAGAUUCAGAAUAAGCUAUUAUGGAAACCAAUAUGGUUACAUUUCCAAUAUAUGAAGUUAAUGUCUGACCAUCUUGCUAUAUAUUACCUUAGCUGGAUAAACCACAUGCUUGAUAUAGUCUGACAGUUUUUUCAGUAGGAAGUUGGAUUUCUCAAAGGUUACAGAAAUAAGUGUGGCCAGAAGUAGCUCAGUCUACAUCAGAAAAUUCAUUCAUUGUGUUGUAGUAGCAUGAGUUACUGGGUUGUUUAUAGUCCCAGCUAGCAUCAAUAACUUGGGAUCUAUGGACCAGGAGUCAGGAGAAAAGUAAAAAGAAGACUAACCAACCCCAUUGUCCCCAACCCAUGUGACACUUUCAGCAUUAGAGAAUGAGUAGAACUAAAAUGGCUUUAUACACUUUAAAAUGAGAAAAAGUCACCAAAAGAGGAACUUUAGCUCUCUCCCAUCUCAAGCCUUAACUCCUAAGGUAAUACAAUAACUAUGAUAUUAUAAAGUAUCAACAAACAUUAAAGUAAGAUAGAAAAAGCAGACUAUUUUGAACACUUUACAACUUUAUUCUCCUUUCUUCAUAUCUGUUGUCUCCUGUAUCCAUGAGAAAUGACAGUACUUUGGAACCUGGAAAGAGGAGAAUGUAAGGGCAUAUCAGCUAUUUUUAUGUGGGAUGAGAAUUUCUUUAAAAUACGUUCUCGAUCUUCUCCAUGGCAAAGUCUUUCACUGUGAUCCACAAACAAGUUUUCUUCUAGAGGACCUGUGUGAAUCCCACUCAGCUGUGCAUUCUAAGGAAAGAAAAAAUAGGUGUAUAUUAUAUAAAUGACCACUUGCUUUAUGUAUCAAAGGUUUUUAGAAACAUAAAUUUGGAAUAGAAAGGGACUUCAGAGGUCAUCUACUAGAGUCUGUUCCUAAGUAGGAGUGUCCUUUAUAACAUCCCCCAACUGCCUGGAUUCCAUAGUUACAGUGGCCCAAUAUUUUCCCUUAUAUUUAGAAGAAAUCUAUCUUACCCUUUUUUGCUACUAGUUUUGCUCUAUGAAACUAAGCAGAGCAAAUCUAAUCUUUCUUGCAAAUGAUAAUCUUCCAGAUACUUGAAAAUAAUAAGCUUCUGUUUAAGUCUUCUUUCCCCCAGGCUAAACAGAUCAUUUCUCUCCACCAUUCUGAUACCCAGAACCACAAAUAGCUUUUUGAUUCCAGGCACAAGCUUCACAAAGUGUCCAGAUUAAGAAGUACAAAAAAUGGCAGGAGGGGGAUAGAUACCUUGAAAUAUUACCUCCUAGGAGAGCUAUAAAGACCAUAAAACAACUGGUAAAGUCACCAGAGUAUUGUCAUCACCCCCUAGCCUAAGUCUUACCAUUCUGCAAAGCUGGGUAGGGGAGGGACAUCAUUGAAUAAGCAAAUAUUUACUGUUAUCCUAUGCAUAAGACACUCAUGUGUCACUAUUGUGAAUCAAAGAAUAUUAGUUAUCAGUUUGGUUGCUUCUUAAGUCUACAGCUCUUCCCUGAUUUAGCAAAACAGUCUUAUUCAAAGUUAGCUUCCAAGUAAAUUGAGAUAUUUGAGAUUAAUUUUCCAAGCAGAGAAAAUAUUUUAAAAGUACAAAACUUGCCUGGGUGGCCCAAUGACUAAAAAAUCAUGUUCUUUUUAUUAAAUCAACUGAUAAGCAUUUAUUAAAGCAUCUACCACGUACCUUAGCUAGAUGCUGAGAAUACAAAGACAAAAUUAAACAGUUCCUGCCUUCAGGGAAUUCUGUUCAGACAGAGGGUUAACCUAGCUCGGUUUUUCUCACUGUUUCCCCCUCUCCCCAAGUACUAUUUGACCUCUAUGGCAUGUCAAUGUUAUUUUUUUCCAGAAAAAUUCAGGUCAGUUUAAAUCUUGGGUCAAUUCAUAUGUGCAAUGUAGCAAUAUAUUUUCUAUAUCCCGAGUGAGACAGGAUUCUCUGCUUCUGAGUCCUUUCCAUUUUUUUAAAUUAAAGUUUCACUUUUUUAAUAAAUGAAAAUCCAUUUUUUCUCCUCCUUCCCUCAUUUAGGAAGAAAAAUAAACUUAUACUUGACUAUGUAAACAUUAUAGUCAGCUAAACAAAUUCCAUGUUUUUAAAAAAUCACCCUUUGAUUGACAAAUAAAAUGAGAAAUCAGAAUUUGUAAAGCCUUUUACCAGACGGAGCUGUCAAUCUUGAUCUGAAAAUACAUCAUAACAUCUACCCUUGUACUCUAAGAGUAUAUACAAAACAGGCUCAGCAAAUAGAGUUGCUAUUUUGUACUCUUUAACACAAAUGAGUCUUGCUUCUGAUUCUAAGAGCCUGUCUUAAUCAACUUCAUAUAGCAUUUACCAUGAAUGGCUUUCAUUUCUCAGUGUUUACUGUUGUUUUUCAUCUUUAUUUAUAUUUGUCCACUAAAUGUCUUAAUGGCACCUCAAACCCAUAUGUUCAAAGGAACAAAGAUCUAGUCCUACAGAAGAUCUCAGAAAACAUCUAGUCCACCUCGUCUGACUGGAAAAACAAAGCAAAACAUAGGACUAUUAAAUAGUCAGAAAAAACACUUUUUAAUUAGGAGAAGGGGUGCAUGUAUUAAUAGGCCUUCUACUCAGAGCUGUGCAUCUCAAGCCCUCACAGACUCAGUGCUUGCUCUGGUCACAGACCCCUGGAAGUCUCACCACUUGGAUGGAAAACUACAAAGAGCCUUAAAAUAGGAAGCUUAAAUACCUUUCUAGGGGAACAUGGGGACAAAGGAUGAGAGGGAUACUUGAUUGGCUUUGCAAUGGUAACAAAGGAAAAUGAGGAGUCCCAGACAGGAAUGAGACAGGUGAGAAACUGAUGCUUUACAAUGGACACAAAAGGGAAAAAGCCCAGCCAACGACCUGGCUAUCUUGGUGUAAAGGAUUUUGACCAAAGGGGAGAAAUCUGUUGGGACAAAAAGAGAUGGGAUUAGCCAUCUCUGUUUAAACUACUUUAAAGUUUUCUUAAAUUCUUAAACCCUUGGGACCUCCCAUAUUUGAAUCAAUAUGGUCUCUUGGUUCCAAGGCAAUAGUGGUAAAGCCACCGAGCUGACCCCUAACCCUUUUCAUUUUGUAGAUGAGUCAAUUAGAGCCCAGAGAGGUUAUGUGAUUUGUUCAAGGUCAUUCAGGUAGCAGUUAUCAGAAGCAGACUCUGAAUCAAGGUAGUUUAGCCCCAGAACCAAUGCUCUUUCCUCUGUCACCAAACACUGCUUCCUAGAAUUUAUCUUUUCUCCAAAAUCCAUCCAUCUUUCUGACUUCCCUGGAUAUGUCUAGGGUACCACCAUCUGUCCAGUUACUGAGAUCCACAAACUUGGUGUUAUUCUGUCAAUUCUUAACUCUCUCUCUGGCCACACAUCGAGUUUGUUGCUAAGUUUUGUUGAUUCUCCUUCCACAACAUAUCUAUUCCCUCCACUGACAUGGCUACCACCCUCAUCACCUGAACUAUAAAAGGAGUCUAAAUCUUCCCUAUUUCCAAGCAACUGCUAAAUGCAUACAUUAAACCAUAUUACUCUCCCAUUCAGACUUUCUGUUGUCUCUAAGAUAAAACACAAACCCCUCUGUUUCCAAUUCACUAGAAUUUAGAGAUUAUCAAAUCCCUUUUACAGAGGAGAAAACAACACUGGACCAAAGUCACACAGGAAGCAUAGCUGAAUAUCCAUGCUUUUAAUCCAAGGUCUUGAAAUCUUUCCACUCUGUGCUUUUCUGCUCUAUGAUUUGACAUUAUUUCCUUUUACAAGUUCUACCUUUGGGACAAGCUGACCUGCUUGCUGUUUCUUAUAAAUGGCAUUCCACCUCUACUCUCUUUGCACAACCUAUUUAUUCCUUAUAGCUAGAAUAGUCUUUAUUCUCAUUUCCACCCUUUGAAAUUUAGAGCUCCCUUCAAGGCUCAGCUUAAAUGCCACCAGAGCUGGGGUUCAAAUUGUAUUUCUGAUAUUUAGUAACUGUGUGAUCUUGAGCAAAUCUCAUAAUCUCUCUAUGCCUCACUUUCCUUAACUAUAAAGAUUAGGAGAUUAGAUUAGGUGGCCUUUGAGGUCCCUUUUCAGUUCUAGAACUAUGAUCCAUUUUAUAGGAGACCUUUCUUUAUCUUCCCCCUAGUUGCUAGCUGUCUCUGUUCCUCUCCCUCCCCACUGUCCCCAAAUUACUUAUCUUUUAAAUUUGUAUUAAGUUCCACAGAAGGCAAGAACUCAUUUAUAUUUGUCUGUACUGCAUAGCACAUAGUAGGUGCUUAAUAAUGGUUGUUGAAUUGAAUUGUCCCCCUUCCUUCUACUUAUACAAGUUAAAUUUUGAAAUACUUGUAUAUGAGAACACAUCUUAGAUCACAUGAAAAUUCAAGUAUUGAAAUAUGUAUAAAUAAGUCUGUCUUAUACAUAUCCCUUGUAUGUAUAUAUAACAACUAUAUGUAUAUAUGUGUAUUUUUAUGUAUAUGUGUAUAUGCAUGUGUGCGCAAAUUUCCCCUUUUGUGGAUUAAAUAAAAUUCCUGGUCCUAAUACCUUUA
Monodelphis domestica (gray short-tailed opossum) is the source of this 13909-nucleotide messenger RNA. It is a transcript of the gene C3H5orf63, whose product is annotated as chromosome 3 C5orf63 homolog. NCBI's taxonomy places the organism in Eukaryota, Metazoa, Chordata, Mammalia, Didelphimorphia, Didelphidae. The record is from RefSeq and is a predicted model, not a curated record.